Messenger RNA from Octopus sinensis (East Asian common octopus), 1422 nucleotides. Its product is annotated as protein AATF-like. The coding region runs from base 27 to 1400 and encodes 457 amino acids. Lineage: Eukaryota; Metazoa; Mollusca; Cephalopoda; Octopoda; Octopodidae. Gene Ontology annotation, biological process: regulation of transcription by RNA polymerase II. The transcript has 9 exons. The record is from RefSeq and is a predicted model, not a curated record. Gene Ontology annotation, cellular component: nucleolus.
CCUCGUUGUUUCUGCUUGGUUACAAAAUGGCGUUGAGCGAUCUUUUGGAUUCUCUCGCCAAACCGAAUCCCACCUUUCCCGACGGAGACGAGGACUUUGGGGACAAUACGACAGCGCAGCUCAGCGUCCACGGAACAGAAGAUGAUGCGAAAGAUGGCGAUCAGAUACAGAAGUCAACAAAGCUGAAGAGACAAGCUGCUUCACUGUUAUCCGACACAGAUACAAGGUAUGCUGGGCGGAAGACUACGAGGAAAGACCUGAUGCAGGAUUCUGGAAAAGGUGACAGUGAAGAUGGCGUGUCGUCACAUGACAAUGAUGAUGAUGAUGAAGAUGGUGAAGAAGAUGAUGAUGAUGCUGAAGAUGGUGAAGAAGAUGAUGAUGAUAGUAAUGAUGGUGAUGAAGAUAUUGCAGGCUUCCGUCAACUCCUACAGAAGAAAUCUCUCGGAAGCAAUGACUUAAAACAGUCAAGUGAAAUAGAAGAUGAUGAUGAUGAUGAUGCAAUGGCAGAAGAUAUGGAUGGCAAUGAUGGUGAUGAUGACGAUGAUGAAGGUGAUGAUGGCGACAGUGGCAGUGAUGCCAGUGGUGAUGGUGACUCUGACAAAGAUGCUGAGUCAGAGGAACCUGCUGAGCAGAAAGAAUCGAUGGACAUUGAAGACCCAGGGGUCAACAUGAUGAAACAGCUCUCAAAUAUGUCCAGUGACAAACAGAAAGGUCUUGCUGUCCAAACACAACUUGGACUUUUGGAUAAUCUGUUGGAAGGUCGAAUUAAAUUACAGAGGGCAGUGUCGUUUGUUAACCAAAUCCCUCAACCCUCUACCUGGCACCAUUUCCAGGCCCUUGGCAAGGAUAAGUAUACCUCGGCUGUACAUUCAGUUCAAAACCAGUUGUGUCAUCUUCUCAACACACUGAUUCAUCUACAGACGUCUCUCCUUCUGAAGGACACACAGACAAGGCAUAUUGUCACUGGGGAAGAGAUGUCAAAAGACGGGGACAGCAAGAAUGACGACAUUGAAGAUGAAGAUGAUGAGGAAAUUCCUAGCGAUGACGAAGGGGAAGUUACAGUCAACCCACAAUCCUCUGUUACAGUUGACUGCAAAGUGAAGAAAAGGAAGUUGUUGCCUCCACAAAUCCGGGGAUUCCUUGCUAAAAGGGCACGUAAAUUUGAAACCUGUCGUAAUGCUGUGAUACAGAAAUGGGACACCAAGACCAGACUCGCCUCAGGGAAACUCAACAAAAAGUCUUUCAGUGCACUGGAGCAGUCUGCUUUAAAACAGAUUGAACAGGUUUUAUAUGACAGAGAACGGCUCAUAAAACGCACCCAGAUUCAGCGGUCAUCAUACAAGAUCUAUGGUCAGCCUGAGAAGGAAGAGUCCAUCACAGAUGACAGGGUGAGUACUUAGUCUUAGUUCUUCUCACUUUAAC